AUGAUAAAGAGAUACUUGAAGAUAUAUCCAUCUAUUUAUUACACAAAACAUGUUAACACAGCCCCUGAAGUAAACGAACACUCUAUCAUUUUAAAAAAAGAUUAUGUGUUUAAUCAGAAUGGUAGACAACAAGUUUUUUUAAAUAAUAAGUUAAAGAAGGGAAAUAAUGAAAAUGAAAUAAAAAGAAUAUAUUAUUUUAAACUAUGGAACUCUCUAACUGAGUACAACUUUACUCUAUUUGAAAACAUCAUUCAGCAGUUUUUAAAUGAGGGACAUAAAUAUGAUGAGGUUAUAUAUUCGAUCUUAACCCACUCGUUCAUAUUGAACCACAGGAAAAGAAACGAACAUGCAUAUCUCGUGAUUGAAGAAAUGAAGAGAAGCUACAUGCACCCAGCAAUUAUAAAAAUCAAUGAACGGAUGAUAAACUCCUUCUUAGAAUUAGAAAUGAUUUUUUGUGAGCCCUCAAAGAGUUUAUGGAUAAACAUAUGUAGAUUGGUUUGGGAGACGUCCAUAAAAUUGAACAGAGAAAGGAAGAGAAAAUUAAAAGAAAAACUUAAUUUAUUGCCUCCAAACGAUGUACUAAAAUUAACUAGGGAAGACUUAAAAAUUAUGUUAAAGAAAGAGUAUGAAGAUACUUUGUUGAGUAUGAUUGAUACUAUGUCUUUAGAGGUCGAUGGCGACGCAGAGUACGAGCAUCUGCUUAUUGGAAAUGAUGAAAAAAUAGAUUCCAUCAGAGAACCAUUCAUUGGGGAAACCGAAGAUAUACGUAAGGUUCAUCCUCAGGUGGACCGAAAACAUUUUAUUGAAGCUCAAAGUCAAAGUGACGACCUACUCUCAUGCAAUGAUGAACCAUAUUAUAUAAAUGAUAGCAGAGCUAACCAGAUGUACUACCUAAGUGACGAGGAUGAAAAUUCGGGUGUGGUGAACGACGGAAUGUACCAAAAAUUUAUGAACGUUAGUAUGGAAAAUCAGUAUAAUAAUGAUGCUAUAGAAAGUAUGGAUGAAGAUGAGAAUUAUGACUCUUUUGAGGAUAAUGAAGACUUUGACAUUCAACUUUUAAAAAAAUAUUACAAUUUUAAGUAA
Plasmodium gonderi is the source of this 1083-nucleotide messenger RNA. RefSeq lists its product as hypothetical. The transcript has 2 exons. NCBI's taxonomy places the organism in Eukaryota, Apicomplexa, Aconoidasida, Haemosporida, Plasmodiidae. Bases 1 to 1083 code for a protein of 360 amino acids. The record is from RefSeq and is a predicted model, not a curated record.